Penicillium cataractarum is the source of this 3084-nucleotide messenger RNA. Its product is annotated as putative importin 13. NCBI's taxonomy places the organism in Eukaryota, Fungi, Ascomycota, Eurotiomycetes, Eurotiales, Aspergillaceae. The transcript has a single exon. Gene Ontology annotation, cellular component: cytoplasm; nuclear membrane. Bases 1 to 3084 code for a protein of 1027 amino acids. Gene Ontology annotation, biological process: protein import into nucleus. The record is from RefSeq and is a predicted model, not a curated record.
AUGGACUCGAGCUCUCCAGAUCCCAUCUCAGAGGCUCACACCUUGGUCACUGAGCUGUACUCUCCCGCCAACCAAAGAAAUCCAGCACGCAUUAAUGACAUCCAAACGCGUCUGCAGCACCUCCAGAGAGGUGAUCAUGCCUGGCAGAUUGCUGACUCACUUUUGAGGGGGCCUUCAGCCCAUCAUCGAUUCAUGGGUGCUCUCACAUUUACAGUGAAAGUGAACGUCUCCAGUCACGAUAUCGACGAGGCGACAACCCUUCAGGUCUUGGAGCAUCUGGUCCACCAUUUUGUGACUAUUGUCAAGGAGGGUGAGCAGGCCAUGGUAGUCCGGAAGCUGGCAUCCAGUUUGGUGACUCUCUUCAAGCAUUCCGCAUGUCCUUGCGAGAGAGUACUGCGGCAGGUCGCAGCCAGUUUGGCCCAUGGGGGCUUUGUCUCUGAACAGCAAGCCCAAACAGUGGACUUUGCAACUGGCGUGCUGCCAAGCCUCGAUACCCAGCAAGCCACAGCUUUGCUAUUCUUUUCGGUCACACUUGCCGAGGCCACACUACGACUUGAAGACGAGCCCCAGGAACUAGUGGGACCAGCACUUCGACGAGCCGUCACCAAUGCUUGGGAUGGCUUCUUAUUGGUGCAAUACAUCCUGCCACAGAUCUCAGGGCAGUCUGGAGCGGCUCUAGAUAAGCAGACUCAUCAGACCCUGGGCAGUGAGGUUAUGAACUCCUGGAAAGGAUGGCUCAGUGUUGCUUCCAACCGUUCGCUACCAAAUGGAGAUGAAGUUCACGGACUCGCCGUUUCUUGCGGCCAUAACAUCAUAGAGACCCUACGAGUCCCUGUCUUGAGUGAACUCGCUGCUUCUACCCUGACCCAGGUGUUUGAGAGUCGUCGUUCGGCUUUCGACGAAACUUCCAUCUGGGUUCUCUCUCGGGUGCUCGCUGACUCGAUCGUGACAGCACACAUCAUCUCCAUCACAGAGGGCCACGAAGGCACCGAAAGUAUGACCUAUGUUGAUCUUUUGGUUGCUUAUUUAUCGCAUCUCCAAAUGAAGGUUUUCAGCGACCCCAUGAAGCCUGAGAAUGCCAAAAUCCUCACUGUCGCCCACGACAUCUUCAAAACCCCUGGAUAUGCAGUUAUCGAUGACCCGGCCACGCCUCGUGUGCUAGAAUUUUGGAAUGAAAUCGCGGAGGGGGUGCUCGAUGAGUUGGAUGGAAACGAUCCGAGAUGGCAGAUGAUCAAAACGCAGUUGGCACAGGUUGUGCUUGGCCUGUUCAACAAGCUCUUGUAUCCUACAUCAGAUGACUUAGCUGACUGGACCGAUGAGGAACGAAGUGAGUUCAAUGCAUUCCGCCACGAGGCCUGCGAUUAUCUACUGUCAGCAUACCCCAUCCUCGGUGUCGAAUUGGUGAGCGUGUUUCAAGAAAGUGCAACGAGCCACCUCCAAAACGGUGACUGGCGUGGGUUCGAGGCUGCAAUGUUUUGUAUUGCCCAACUUUCCGAGGCCGUCGAUGAGAACGGACAUGCAGACCAAUGCCUAGACGCUAUCUUUGGCAGUGAGGCCUUCGCACGCCUAUGCGCUGGCGGGGAGACGGGCAUACCUCUCAAGGCCCGUCAGACUCUCGUGGACACAUUCGGAAAGUAUGAAUCAUAUUUUGAGCGGCACAACUCGUUACUUCCAGGCGUUCUCAAUAUUCUAUUCGAGUCCCUGAACUUUGAAUCUUGCGCCCAGGCGGCUGCCCGGUCAUUCUUGACCCUUUCGAAAUCAUGCUCUCGAGUCUUGACUUCGGAGCUACCCAUCUUCCUUGAUCAAUUAGAUCUCUUCCGCACAAAACCAACGGCGACCUCAUCCACGAUGCCGAAGGUCCUUGAGGGCAUUGCGACUAUCGUCCAGAGAUUGCCCUCCGAUGAAGAGAAAGUGCAGACGCUGGAGCGAAUUCUAGGUUUCUUCGUGCAAGAAGCCACUCAGGCGCGACAAGAAGCUGCCAACUCGGCCUAUGAUAUCGCUCGCUCACAUGGUCACUUGAUCCUGAGUUGCAUUGCCAGUAUCGGAAAGGGUCUACGCUUGGACGCGGAGGAGGUCAUCAACGUCGAUGCCGCCGCUCCGGAACAAAAUCCCUAUCCCCCAUCCUUUUGGAACUCGGGGCCCGGGUCACGGGCUCAGCAGUUCAUCAUGGAAUCAAUGCGCCUUCUUAUCGUGGACUUCCCUGUGGAUAGCAACAUGAUUGAUUCCGCAUGUGAUAUCCUCAAAGCGGGAUACACCGAGUCAUCAGGACUAUUCGUCUUUCCUCCAUCUAUGACGGUUGACUUUAUCAAGAGUUUCCCGCUGGGCAUUUCCGGCACCGAUGUCAUCAUGGGGACUGCAUCUGCAUUCUUGGCCUCCCAUGCAUCCCAUUCCAUGCACAUCCGUGACGAAGCGGUGGCGUUGAUUACCCAUGUUGCCCAACUCUUCGCAUCGAUGCUCGAGACUCCAGAUCUGUACGAUCCCGAGACAGCCAAUGCCGGCAUUGACUUCUUCUCCCGCUUGAUACCCAAAUACUACACGGUGCUAUUUUCCCUGACGGAGCCCCUACCAUCCCUGGCAGCUCAUUCGCACUAUCGAAGCACCCCGGCGUUUAGCGUUCCCUUGGACUUUGCCCUCCACGCGUUGACCCGACCCGAGGCAUUGACUCUCCGCUCCGCAUCUGCCUUCUGGGUCGCCCUCGUGGACCUUCGCGGCAACUCUCCGGAAGAGACUACCGCCUUGGACCAAGUCAUUCAGUCGUUCAUCCCCCGACUCAGCGAGACCUUGGUUAGCCAGAUCGCCGGCCGUUGUGCGCGGUCAGAUCUGGCCUCUCUCAGCGAUGUGAUUCGUCGCUUGAUCUUCAAGAAGAUGGCACUCUCACGGCCCAGCAUUGAUGCAGCCCUCGACAGACUGGACCUUCACACCACGGAUGAAGCCGCGAAUCGGGUCCCCCUUCUUUCUCAACAAGACAAGUCUCGGUUGGUGCAGUCACUGGUCGUCGCUCGAGGUGCGAGGCAGCAAUCAAUGGAGAUUAUUCGAUCUUUCUGGCUCAAAUGCCGGGGAAUGAGCUAUGAUUAUGCCCAGUGA